Molecule: messenger RNA, 912 nt
Organism: Camponotus floridanus (Florida carpenter ant)
Lineage: Eukaryota; Metazoa; Arthropoda; Insecta; Hymenoptera; Formicidae
Exons: 7
Coding region: 28-834 (268 amino acids)
Biological process (GO): sensory perception of smell; detection of chemical stimulus involved in sensory perception of smell
Cellular component (GO): plasma membrane
Molecular function (GO): odorant binding; olfactory receptor activity
Source: RefSeq, a predicted model, not a curated record
AUCGCGAGACUUAUCUCAAUAAUUCUGAUGGGCUUAUGCUGUGCUGCAUUACCCGUGCUCCUAAUACUUCAUACUUUUCCGUUAAUAUUUGAUUUUAUAUUACCAUUGAACGAAUCACGUCCCUGGCAAUUUCUUGUCGCCACGGAAUACUUUUUCAAUCAAGAGAAAUAUGUAUACGCUAUACUAUUACAUCAUAGCCUAGCUAUAGCCAUAGCAGCAAUCACGUUGUGUAGUACCAGUUCGACAUUCAUAAUGUCUGUCCUACACAUAUGUGCGCUGUUUAAUAUCGCAAGUCAUCGUAUAGAGAAUGCGAUGAAGUGGAACAUAUUAGCAAUAUCUGAUCCUAAAAGAGAGCAUCUCCUUUAUCGGAAGAUUGUACAUGCAGUUAUUGUACAUCGUAGGGCCAUCGAGUUUACUAAAUUCUUAACAACUGAAUUUGCGAUAUUAUUUGCUAUUUUGAUCUUAGUUGGCGUCUGCUCUUUAAGUUUAACUCUUUUACAAUUUCUUCAAUUGAUUACAUUAACGAAUAAUAUCACAGAAGCAUUCAUAUUUGCUGUGUUAAUUUUGGUUCAUUUGACUUAUAUGUUCGGUGCCAAUUAUGCGGGACAAAUAAUAACAGAUCAUGGAAUAAAGCUGUUCAAAGCAACUUAUAAUGGAAUGUGGUAUGCAGCACCAUUGCAUACACAGAAAAUGUUAUUAUUUAUAAUGCAAAAAGGAAUGAUAAACGUCAAUUUAAGACUCGGGAGCGUAUUUACUGCUUCCUUGGAAGGUUUCGCUAUGCUCACGAAUGCCGCAGUAUCAUAUUUCACAGUGAUUUAUUCUACGCGACAAUAACGAACUAGGAAGAAUAAUUCAUUAUUUAUCUAAAUCUUUAAAUUAACAGUGCGCGUGCGCGCAAAUAGAUAUACACAU